This is a messenger RNA of Penicillium brasilianum, 855 nucleotides long. NCBI's taxonomy places the organism in Eukaryota, Fungi, Ascomycota, Eurotiomycetes, Eurotiales, Aspergillaceae. The record is from the annotation of a GenBank genome assembly.
AUGAGUGAGGCAAGAGAAAUUUACCCUCUUCCCAGAGAUGAGGACGAGUCGCACCGACUGGAUGAACAGCACCAUUUUAUAACCGAAGUCAGCAAAGGCCCUAUUGUCAAAUCAAUACCGCGGACCGAGCUAUUCGCUUUUGCAGACGUCGGCACUGGAACGGGAAUUUGGCUCAAGGAGAUUAUUGAGUUGAUGAGAUACAUGCCAGCAGCUUUUCCACGGUACUACCGCGGUCUUGAUAUAUCAGAAGCACAAUUUCCCUCUACCUCAGAGGAUAUUGAUUUCGCAGUUCAAGAUAUUACGAAACCGCCUCUGCUACAGGAUCGGAAUCGCUAUGACUUAGUUCAUGUACGAAUGCUUGUCGGGGCUAUCAAGGAGUCGGACUUUGGGACAGUCCUUGCAAAUCUUAUGGCCCUCUUGAAACCUGGAGGCUAUCUUCAAUGGGUCGAGUUCGAUAUACUCUCCUUACUUGAAGGCAAUGGGGCUGAGUAUCCGAAGUUCAAAGAGUUGUUACAACCCUACUACAACUUUGCAACGGCCAAUGGGUUGAGUUUGUGUGCAUCCGAAGCGGUCUACACAGAGUGUAAAGAAGCGGGCCUGAUCAAAAUCGCAAGAUAUCGUCCUACGAUAGUUGACCGCCCCGAUUUAGAGACGAGGUUCCGAUACUGGUUACUUACGUCUUUCAACACUAUUAUGCCUCGAAUUUUCCUCCGUACAGGCAGAGCGGCUAGCGAGGAUGCUGCUAAGCAAUUGUCAUCUCGCUGGCUAAGUGACCUAGAGGGAUUAUUCGCUGAUGGACUCAAGCCAGGCACAACAUUCGGCACAGUUGUUGCUCAAAAACCAAAGGAUUCUUGA